GCCUAAAAGUGAAAGUGAUAGAGGGACAUAAGUAAGGAAUAUUUGAAGUUAAAAAAGUACCUUGUGACUCGGCGAAUAAAGAUGCCUCCAUCGGCGCCAAAAAAACAAUCUUCAAAAUUGUCAGACAACAGUAAAGACAUAAGCUUAACAAAGACUAAAACAUCACGGCAAGACCUGAUGGUCGGUAAUCUUGGGCCGGCAGGAGCUGCUGGUGAUACGGAUUGGUACCGGCCUAAAACAUUCCUCAAACCAGAAGAUCAGCUGCAGCUGUCUGAAGCGGAUUUGCAAGAGGAAAUCGCCAGGGUCCUCAUGGUGCACAACACAAGAAUUCCUGACUCUCUUGUCGAGUGGUCCUGGAAGUGGCGGGAAUUCGUCAGGCUUCCUGAUCCUCCUCAUCUGGUUACUUUACUUAAUAUAUCUGGGACUAUGUUACUCAAGGAAUCCGAAGAAGCCAGAGUACAAAUGGCGGGUGGAGUUAUUAGUGAGUUUCCUAUCUGUUUUUUUUUUGCAGAAAUGAAAGCACCAAAUUCGAUUUAUACUUUACAUAUCGUAGCUGAAGCGGAUGACGAUCCCCAUGCUGACAAGGAGAAGGGAGAUGGUCUCACGGAUGAGUUGGAUGAACAGGAAGAUGAAGACGAUGACACUUUAAUAGGUGAUGAAGAUGAUGACGACGCCAGGGAGGCGGAUGUGAGUGCUGACAAGAAGAAAACUGAUGGACCUACGGAAGCUGAGGGAGAACUUGAUGAAGAUGAGGCGGAGGUGGCAAGACCAAAAAAAGUACCGAAUCAAUUCAACUUUUGUGAAAGGGCAGCACUUACCUAUGACAAUCCCAUGAGAGAUGUCACUACACAAACCGUUCCUCCACCAACUGCGAGCUUCAAUGGACAUGUCUUCCAAUGGAUCAUAUUCGAUGAGUACCAGGAAGACUUUCUGCAGCAACAAAAGGAAAAAGAAAAAGAAAGAAAGGUAGCACCUAUGACGACACAGCCUAAAAAGGAAGACGCUAAGAGGAAGGUCCAAUCGGAAGCAAUGGCUGGAACAUUUAGAAUGCUUCAGGCAGCCAAAACCCUGGAAAGAAUGGUCAAUCAGAAUAUAUUUGAUGACAUAUCGCAAGAUUACAGAUACUGGAACGACCCAAGUGAUGAGUUCAAAGAUGGCGAAGGUUCUCUACUACCACUCUGGAGGUUUAGUUAUGAAAAAACAAAGAAGCAUGACGUCACAGAUAUGUGCUUCAACAGCAGAUAUUAUGACUUCUUUGCAGUUUCGUUUGGAUCAAUGUCCUUCGAGAGUACUGUGGCCAGUGGUACAGUCUGCCUCUUCAGUUUGAAGAAUCCAUCUUAUCCAGAGUGGAUAUGCCCAAUUGAGUCACCAGUGAUGUGUCUGGAUUUUAGUAUGCAGCAUCCUCAUCUCCUAGUGAUUGGCACAAUGGAUGGUACGGUUGCAGUGUACAAUGUAAUGCUGCCUCCAACUGCUCCACAAUACAAGAGCAACGACGUUGUUCAAAAACAUGGUGGUAUAGUCUGGGAGGUACGCUGGGCACCAGACACCGAAGAGGGCAACCUUGCUUUUUACAGUGUCAGCAUCGAUGGGAAGAUCAAUCAUUGGGUGCUUAAUCAAAAUGAUCUUGGAGUGACGACAGUGAUGACUUUGUAUCUUGACCGUGAUCCUAUUCCUGGUCCUGAUGGAACAAUGAUCACUCUUAAAGGAUGUGGUACAUGCAUUGCCUUUCAUCCUACCGACAAGAAUAUAUUUCUGGUUGGCACCGAAGAGGGUACAAUUUACAAAUGUAACACGGCUUACAGUAGCGUUUAUAUGAAAACUUAUAAAGAAGCUCAUAACAUGCCAGUUUAUCGGAUUGUCUUCAAUAAAUAUAACUCAAGCAUAUUCGCCAGUUGCUCAGGAGACUGGAGGAUCAAAAUUUGGGAAGAUGACAGGCUGGAACCACUCUUCAUGUUCGACUUGGGUGUUCCAAUUGGUGAUGUUCAAUGGGCGCCUUACAGUUCCACGGUUUUAGCUUGUGUCUCUAAUGAUGGUAAGGUCACAGUUUUUGACCUCAAUGUCAACAAGUAUCGACCAAUUUGCAGUCAAGCAAUUGUUAGCAAGAAGAGGAGCAAACUGACCCGAUUGGCCUUUAAUCAAGUUUUGCCUUUCCUCGUUGUUGGUGAUGAUAAGGGUGUGGUGAAUACUUUGAAGCUUUCGCCAAAUCUUAGAGUAAGAGUGAAGCCCACGAAGAAGCAGCUUCAUCUUUCGCAGGCAGAAUUGGAAAGCCUGAAGCUUGAGAGACUUUUGAGCUUUGUUCGAGAGCCACCUGUCUUAACACCUCCCAAAGAUGUUGCUGUUACGCAUUGAGUAACAAUUUUGUUUUUAAUUUCUAACAUCACAAAUAUACCAUACGUAUUCGAAA
This is a messenger RNA of Cephus cinctus (wheat stem sawfly), 2404 nucleotides long. Its product is annotated as dynein intermediate chain 2, ciliary. Bases 82 to 2349 code for a protein of 755 amino acids. Gene Ontology annotation, molecular function: dynein light chain binding; dynein heavy chain binding. Lineage: Eukaryota; Metazoa; Arthropoda; Insecta; Hymenoptera; Cephidae. Gene Ontology annotation, cellular component: outer dynein arm. The record is from RefSeq and is a predicted model, not a curated record. Gene Ontology annotation, biological process: cilium movement; outer dynein arm assembly. The transcript is spliced from 13 exons.